Messenger RNA from Talaromyces stipitatus ATCC 10500, 4622 nucleotides. RefSeq lists its product as uncharacterized. Bases 1 to 4173 code for a protein of 1390 amino acids. The transcript has 2 exons. The record is from RefSeq and is a predicted model, not a curated record. NCBI's taxonomy places the organism in Eukaryota, Fungi, Ascomycota, Eurotiomycetes, Eurotiales, Trichocomaceae.
AUGGGUAAAAAGAGCAAGUCAAAGGCCAAGGCCGAUAAGAAGAAGAACCAGAAGAAUGAAGAAGCUCCCCCUGCUGCUGCUGUGCCUGAAGACGUCGCUGCACCCGAAGAGCCUGAGGUGCCUGAGGAGAUUACAUCACCUGUUGUGGAUGCACAAAAGGAGACUGCUCCCUUGGAGGAGGACACUGAGCCAGUUCCUUCUGCUCCAGAGCAAGUUGAUAUAGUACCAGGCCCGGAGCCAGUUGAUAUAAGUCUUGACGGGCCCGGUAACGAGGAAACUAUCGACAACAGUAACGACAUCACUAACGACAACGAGAACAACGACGAAGACAACAAGAAUAACGACAGUAAUACCAAUAUUGUCAACGACUACGACAACACUAAUAUCAGCAACGAGGAUAAUGACAACGACAAAGACAUCAAUAACGAGAUUGACAAUAGCAACGAUUUAGUCAACGACAAGGAAACUGUUGAGGGUCUAGACAAAAGCAUCGAUCUUGAGAACAGUAACGAGAUCAACAAUAGUGACGACAUCGACAACAGUAUCGAUCUCAACAACGACAACGACAACGACAACAGCAAAGACGUCAAUAACGAGAUUGACAAUAGCAACGAUUUAGUCAACGACAAGGAAACUGUUGAGGGUCUAGACAAAAGCAUCGAUCUUGAGAACAGUAACGAGAUCAACAAUAGUGACGGCAUCGACAACAGUAUCGAUCUCAACAACGACAACGACAACAGCAAAGACGUCAAUAACGAGAUUGACAAUAGCAACGAUUUAGUCAACAACAACGACAACAGAGAGGAUCUAGACAAAAGCAACGAGAUCAACAAUAGUGCCGACAUCGACAGCAACAGCAACGAUAUCGACGAGCAGCCAGAGUCUCAACCCCCUGAAGAUUGGAGCAUGAUUGCACCUCAUCAACCUACUGUCGAAGACGACGCCGGCUCAAUGAAAAGCAAGAAGCACUCGCCCGCUCCGUCGGUUAGUGGGAAGUCAGCUGGCACUGCGGCAGAAAAUGCCCUUAAAGAGGAGGCGGAUACUUUUGAAGAUGCCAAAGAUGGGUCAGAUGAAGUAGUGGAGUCGGUUGAUCCAGGUAAAGCUCCAGAGGCAUUGCCCGAAGAGAAACUUGAGGAUCCUGAAGCCGCUACAGAAACCGCAGCAGAUGCUGAACAUGAAGAACCGGAGUCAGCGGCAGUCCAAACGGCCGAAGAGAAGCAAGAUGGUGAUGCUCCAGAGUCCACGGAUGAGGCACCCGAAACUAGUGCAGAGGAGCCUCAAGAAUCUGACAACGUUGUUCCGGAAGAGCCAGUUGAGACGGCUGUAGAGAAAGAUGCACCUACAGACCAACCAGAAGUUAGAGACGAACCAGAGCAACCCGCAGAGUCCGAACAUCAAGACCAUCCAGAGAAUGUCCUUGCAGAGACCGCCGAAGAGAUGUCAUCAUCAAAGCACUCAAUUGCUGGCGCCACUCAUGCCGGACCUGCUCCCUUACCAUCACCGGUCCCAAGUGAGCCACGCUCUGUACAUUCUCCAGUGCCUCCCGAUCAUCCUCUUUCCCGUCAUGGCUCACCUUUGGCAUAUCACACUUCACCACAAUACCGAUACGUCAGUCCUACAAUGCAAGCGUACAACCCAUACAUGAUGGGCAUGCCUCCACAAUCGAUGAAUCCAGGAAGUAUGCAUCAAGCAAGUGUGGCUCCAUCUUCUGCCAGCUUCGCCACGGCCUACCACUCUCCCAUGAUGGAACAUACACCCAUGGCAUCUCCUCAUAUGUAUCCUCGACGUGCGAGCACUUUCGUCAACGGUGCAAGAGACUAUUACAACGGCAGAAUGGAUCGUACACUAUCCAAUGGAAGCGGAAAUAGUCAUGUCCACAGCCAGCGAAUGGAGAAGUCGAACAGCCAUAACAAUAACGAUGAUGAUCAUCAAGAACACCACCACCUCAUGGGCAGGGUUGAGAAAGCUAUGCCGGACAUCACACGCAUGCUGGAUAGCUUCAAGGAAACCCGCCAGAAACUCCAGGCCAGAGAGGCAGAGGCACGACAAUUACAGGCCCAGCAUGAACAAGCCAUUAUGCACAAGGACUUUUACAUCGAGGCACUCCAGGGCCAGAUGAAGAAGGCUGCCACGGAGGCGGCGGAAGAGUACGGCAAGUUCAGGGAGAUCAUCAGCAGUCUUCGGGUUGAUAUUUCGAGCCAGCAGGAGAAGAUCAAGGAACUACAAGACUAUCUCGACACGUCUCGGAAACAGAAUGAGGAUCUUGAAAGUAUUAAAUCGGAGCUUGAGGCAGAAAUCCAGACUCUUCAGAAAAGGAUCGAAGAGCUGCAGCUGGAUCAUGAGAGGGCUCUGGAAGAGGCGAAAGAGCACGAAAGGACUGAACUGGCUAUGCAAAAGGAAGAGUUGACAAAUCUGUUUGAAGAGAUCCGGACUGAGGAUGAGACUGCUGCUAACGAACGCUACAACGAACGCGAGAAGGAGCUUCUUGACGAGCAGGAAGCUUUGAAGUCUGCUUGGGAAGAGAAACACCGCGGACUGGAAGAAGUGCACGCUAACAUGAAGACCGAACACGAAGCUGCCAUUGGGGAGAAACAUGCCGAACUUGAAAGAACUCUUGCCGAAUUGGAGGCUGCAAAGAAUGAUCUGCAGACCGUUCGUGAUUCUCUUGUGAGCAAAUCCGAGGACUUGGAGACGAAAGAGAAGGAACUUGAGACAACCAAGACAGAGCUCGAAACCAAGCUACAGGAGAUCCAUAAAGCUCAAGAUGAUCUUCACUACAAGCAGGAAGAGCUACAAGCCACCCAGGCCGAGUUACAGUCGACCCUUGAAGAGCUCGUUGUCAAGAAAGCCGAGCUCGAAGGCAAGCAUACCGAGUUGGAGGAAGCUCACAAGCGACAUGCGGAGGAGAAAGGACAACUCAUUGGAUCUCACUUCACCGAACUCGACAAUCUUCGUGAUAUGCACUCAACCGAGCUAACCAAUCUGCGCACCACCCAUGAAGCUAAUGCAAAGGAACUCCAAGACCGCCUCGAAAAACUCGCCAAGGACUUUGAAGAAAAAGAAAGAACAUGGGCAGCAGAGAAAUCCAUGCUUCAGCGACAACUUCACGAGAAAUUGGAUGAAUUGGCGGGCAUCGAACGAGAAAAGGACGCCCUGGAACGAGACGACGUAAUCCGCGAAAAACAUCUGCAGGCCGCUGUUGAAGAGAUGCGUCGAACGAUCGAUAAUAUGGAGAAUGAUCGGGAGAAGUUGAGGAAGACGUUACAGAGUCUCGGGGAGGCGACAGACCUCAAAAGCUCAAAGGGCGAUCAAUUUUUUGUCGACGCAUUCGGUCAACUUCGACGAUUGAUCGUUGAACUCUCCAAAGACCAUUUCUCCUACCUCCCUAUCGAUCCUCCAAAAGACAUCCUCGAGAAAAUCCCACCGGAGAUGCCCUCUUUUUUAGACAAUACAGCUGCGUCUCGUGAACUCCGAUCCGCAUACAUCCAACACGUCGUCUCCAAAACCUUGACCUAUCGUAUCUUCCAACCGUUCCUCUUCACCUUAGGCCGCCGCUACGACAAAGCAGAUACUUUCUUCCAGGUCUUGUCAAUGGACAUUCGCCGCAAAUCCGUCCGUCGAGAAGCAUUCUGGAGACAACAAACACUCAAAGCAGCCUAUACCACAUCUGAUGCCAAGCAAUCCAUCAAUGUUGUGGCAGCUGUGAUUGUGGAUGAGAUCGUGGAUCAUAUCAAGCAUUUCGCCGAUCCGAAGCAGUUGGAUGCCUUGUUGAGUGGUAUUCGACGAAUUGUGAAAUUGGCGGCAGAGACAUGGAGGCAUGCUCGAGUUGAGAGGGAGCUUGUACUUGCUACCAUGCCGGCACCAGAGUCCGAUAGUGAUGUUAAUGAGGGUUGGGAAGAGUAUACGUGUGGUAGACCCCUUCCUGACCCCAGUUCAUCCGGCAGUGCUUCUGGUCGACAUGUCCUUCUCAGAGUCUUCCCUCGUAUCUACAGGGAGGCGGCUCAUGAGGACUUUGCCGAUGACAAGGAGAAGAUGAAUGCUUGUGUUUAUUUUCCCGGUUCCAUCUUGUACUCUGAUUCUCCUUCAGUGCUCGCUCGGAGAGAAGAGCAGGGCCAGAAGUCUGGAAGUAGGGGGAGUGUGAAUGGCGAUUCAUCACGUUCUCCGACUCCUUAAAUCUUCCUUCUAUCUCUGAAUUACAAACCAUUACUACAAACAAAAACCGAGUCAUGAAUUGUCAACUUUCAGAUUGACUUUUUCUUUCCUUUCUUUUCCUUUGUUAAUUUGCUGCAACUUCCCUUUGUCUAUUCAAGAUGACUGAUUGUACCAAUUUGUAUUUCAAGACUGAAGAACCUGUAUUUUCAAAGAUUGAGCAUGUACUACACGGAAAUAUGAUUAUGACUGAUGACCGAAACGACGACCUACGUGCAUGGGAAUGGAGCUAGCGAGGAAGCAUGGGAUUUGGAUAUUUCUUUGGGGCUUACAUAUUUUGAUAUGCAUAUGUUUUGAUUUUUCUUUAGAUUUGUUGGUUGCGUACUUGCAUUAAUCAGAUAGAGACACUCCUUUGAAGGAAAUUUCAUUUAUCUUGGAUUUGGGUAUAUCGUGAGGUUUUUAGUAAAUAUCGG